This is a messenger RNA of Labrus bergylta (ballan wrasse), 3738 nucleotides long. RefSeq names its product MAP7 domain containing 1a (gene map7d1a). Gene Ontology annotation, biological process: microtubule cytoskeleton organization. The record is from RefSeq and is a predicted model, not a curated record. Gene Ontology annotation, cellular component: microtubule cytoskeleton. NCBI's taxonomy places the organism in Eukaryota, Metazoa, Chordata, Actinopteri, Labriformes, Labridae.
GGAGAGUGAGAAAGUUCUCUCACUCCUCUGUUGCUUGCUGUCUCCCACAUUCCCUCAGACACCUUUCUAUUUAACUUAUCUCAGGAGCCACCAGUGCCCCUGCUAAUAGGCGUUAACAGGUACUGGCAGUGUUUUUUAUUUUUUUUAUUUCAACCUUUUACGUUUUUUUUUUUCUUUUUGGGGACGCAAGGUUUCCAGCCCCGGCUCGUUCAGGACUUCGGGUGCUAUCCUGCUGGAGUGACUCGACCAAGUUUCUCCCCCACCUCUAUUCUUGCCUGAGGAAUGAGAGGAGUGCCGGAGAGGAAGAGCCGAAACUCGCAUGUUUGAAAUGAACAAAAGAACAGAAAGCGAGGGUAUUGCCGCCGAAAUGGAGGAUAAUAUUCUACCGGGAGCAACAUCUCCCUUCUCGGAUCUGAAAACAAAUCCUACAAGGCCGGAUCCGGAGGGGGAGAGCAGCCCCCCGAAGACAGAAAGCAUCACCCAGAGAAUGGAGUCGCCAGCUAAGAAAGAUACAGACCAGAAACUGACCACUCCGACAAUAUCUGACAUCAUCCCUCGAUCGCCAGGGUCGCCUGCAUCACCUCUCCCCAGGACGAAAAGGAAGGAAGACCUCAUCAAGUCAGAGGAUAGGCAGAAGCUUGCCAAGGAGCGGAGGGAAGAAAAGGCCAAAUAUCUCGAAGAGCUCAGCAUGUUACAAGCUACUAAAAAGACGCAGUGGCUGGAGAAGGAGGAGAAGGCUCGGCAGCUGAGGGAGCAGCAGCUGGAGGAGCGCCGCAGGAAGCUCGAGGAACAGAGGAUCAAGGCGGAGAAGAGGAGAGCUGCCCUGGAGGAGAGACAGAAACAGAAGCUGGAGAAGAAUAAAGAACGCUAUGAGGCAGCCAUCCACAGAUCAACCAAGAAGACGUGGGCAGAAAUCCGCCAGCAAAGAUGGUCCUGGGCCGGAGCGCUAAGCCAGAACUCCAGCCAGAAAGAAAGCAGAUGCUCUUUGUCGACGGUCAACCUGCCCAAACACGUGGACACUGUUAUAAACAAGCGACUGUCCAAGUCCUCCGCCACGCUCUGGAACUCCCCCAGCAGAACCCGCGGCCUUACGCUCAGUCCAUGGGAGAGCAGUAUUGUGGACCGCCUGAUGACACCAACGCUGUCUUUCCUCGCAAGGAGCCGCAGUGCUGCCAGUGUCCUCACAAACGGCAAAGAUGGUCACUCUCCUCUCUGCCCCCGUUCGGCCUCAGCCAGUCCCCUCACCUUGUGCGCCCACCAGCCCCACCGCCGCUGCUCCGACCGCUGGAGGGUGACGUCCAGCACGCCAGACAUCACGCAGCGCCAACACAGACGGAGCUCCACACCCAUGGAUAAAAACAAGAAAGAAAAGAAAGAUAAGGAGCGGGAGAACGAGAAGGAGAAAAGUGCUCUCAGUAAAGAGAAGGUGCUGAAGAAGAGACAGUCUCUCCCCAGUAUGAGACACAGAACUGAUCCCAGUCCUAGUCCUCUAUCAAGACAACGGCCGUCAUCCCCUGCCACGCCUAAAGGCAGAACAGCCUCACCCAGCCCUGCUGCCUCCCCUAAGCCUUCAUCCACACGUGGAAGCCCCUCCCCUAAGCCUUCAUCCACACGUGGAAGCCCCUCCCCUAAGCCUUCAUCCACCCGUGGAAGCCCAUCCACCCCUAAAAGUCGGCCGAAAAGAGCCAGGACCCCUGCCAGGAUAGACCCCCGUACAUCCUCCCCCGCCCCCCUUGAAAGAGUGAAGGAGCCUCGCAGGCCCGCAACCCCUGAGGAGAGAAAGGGUUCUCCUCUGGUUCCUGCUAUCGUAGUAGCCACGGCUGCCUCCUCCCCUCACGCAUCGAGCACGACAGUUACUACCGCUGCAGCCUCCUGCUCACCUGAGCCGGCUCAUUCAGCUCCUUCUGCAGCAUCACCCGCACCCUCUCCAUCAGCCAAGCCCAUGGCAGGCACCAAUGACGCAGAGGAGGCGGGUCGCAUCCUGACAGAGAGACGCAGACAGGCCCGGGAGCAGAGGGAGAGGGAGGAGCAGGAGCGACGUGAACAGGAGGAGAAAGACAAGAUCCUGCGAGAGGAGCGGAUAGUGAGGGAGGCAGAGGAGAGGCGGCUCCGGGAGGAAGAGUCCCGUGCUAUGGCCGAGGAGCAACAGAGGAGGGACGAAGCCCAGCGCCUGCAGGACGAGAAAGAAGCUCAGGAGAGAGCCAAGGCCGAGCAGGAGGAGAACCUGCGCCUGCAAAAACAGAAAGAAGAGGCUGAGGCUAAAGCGCGGGAGGAGGCAGAGAAGCAGCGUCUGGAGAGGGAGAAACACUUCCAGAAGGAGGAGCAGGAGAGGCUGGAGAGGAAAAAGCGUCUGGACGAGAUCAUGAAGCGGACACGCAAGACAGAUGGCGGCGACAAGAAAGAAACAAAGUCUUCCCCGCCCACGAAUGGCAAUGAUAAAGAGGCAGAGAGCAGCAAAGCCUCUGCUGAAUAUCCGCCAAAGCCAGAGGUCAACCUGCCUCACAAGACAGACAACGGACAAACCAAUGGCAAAGAAAGCAGCCCCUCGCUUCCAGUGGUCAAUGGGGUCCAGCCUACAAGACAUGAAAACGGUCUGUCCACUAAAGGAGACACCGCCCACUUUGGGGAUAUCCUCCAUCUCACAAAUCAUGGCAACACCACCAACGGAGCGCGGGAUAACUCUGAAAGCAGCAUGGACUCUGAUCCCAUCCUGUCGUUUGAAAGUGAGGAUUCAUUCCUGAAAAAGGCCGGCCCCAUGAAGCCUCAGCACGUUGCAGAGGUCCUGUGACAUGUUCCUGUGCUGAAGCGCUCGUCACCUUUUAGGCCGCCGACCUCUCCCAGCCCUGCCGACGCUCACAUGGGGACUCCUGUGACCUGUGCCAAUCAACCACCCUUUUUUUUUUAUUUUCUAAGCCCCUGAAAGCAAACAUACUUCUCUCUGAAGAUGAAUCGGGCUGCAGAAAGUGACAAACCAAGCAUCAGGAGACAAGAAGACAAAACAGGAUGCAGCGUUAGUGAAGAUCUUUGUGGCAGAAAUCCCAUGCACCUCAAUAAGUGUCGGCAUCAUACUUUGUACUUUAAGGUACAGCUGUGUAAUUUUGAUUACAAUAAGCUGAAGCGUUUGUUUUACUUUGUUCUUUAGUUAUUUAACUGAAAGAGAAAUAUAAAAGACUGGGUACAUUUUUGUGAAUAAUGUAAAUUAACUGUGUGAUGGACAGAGGACGGCUAAUCUGACGAUUGAAGGUGUAUGAAAGGGAGUCAUUUUAUGCUACUCUUAGUAGAAAGCCAGGUAUUGAACCUCCUGGUGUGUAUAAAGCCACAUGUAACAGUUUUUUGUAAAGUUGAACCGAGAAAUCACAGAAGGAGAUUUGAAAUGUACAUUCACACGCAGCAGCUUCGUAUUAUGUGUAAACAUACCGUCUGCUCAAACCUCAGCUUUGAUUGAUUGUAUGCAGAACUGGAUGUAAAAAUGAGAACGCAACAACGACGAUAAAGAAACCAGAAGUCUUCAAAGGUGAUGCUCCUUAAAAACAGAGAUGUACUCCACUAUUUAACAGGUAAACACUGUUUGAUUUCACAUGUGCAAGCAUGACACUGUCUUCUCUCGUGUGCAUCGAGAUUCCAUGGACUCAUAUGUGUUUGAAAUGCUGGUGCGUGUAUAUGCUAUAAUUAUUUUGAUGUGCGUUACAAGGUCAGUGGGAGUAUUUUAAGUCUUAUUAAAGACAAGCUGUCCAGUCA